AUGGAGCCUGUGUAUUCGAUGAGGCUAGCUUCUACCAACCAAAUACGGCACGACCAAUCAAAAGAAGCUAUCGAGCCUUUGUCGAUACCAGAAUUCAACCUAGUCAUCACCAAGGCUAGUAUUGAUGAGCCUCUCGAUGAUCCAUUGACGAUACGGCCUUUACCGGACGAAACAGACCAAUUGUCCGAUAACGACACCGAGGAAGAUAAAAAUGAGGAUAUAGACUACCAAGACCAAAUCCUCGGCGACCUACCGCCUUCCCCGGAGGAAUCAGAAGGAGAAGAAGAAGUAAGGCAAAACCAAUGCGAAAGUGAGGAUAACCUUACUCUAAACGGUACUGAAAACGCACCUUAUUCGGGCGGUUUUAGAGUAAAUGACCCUUCACUUCAUCCUCACUCAGAAGUCGAAAACGCCUCACUUCCCUCUGAACCUUCUUUAUUGUCCCGAAUCACUAUUCCGGCCGAAGACCUUACCCCGGAUGCACGUGUUUCCGACCAAUCACCUGACUUUAUGGUCUUAAUUGAUAACUCUUCCUAUGACGAGGAAAUGUUGAAUCAAUAUGACCACCCCAAACGGGACAGAUCUCCCUCGCCUGAUUCUUCAAAUAAGCGGCAAGCCUUCGCUUCCUUCUAUAAUGCAUUCUCUGCGGCAAUAAAGGAUCAGCCUAAGAAGGUGCAUCAAGAUAACCUUCUCCCUCCCCCGGAAUCAUGGGAAGAAAUGCUUAAUCAUCCUUAUAAAGCUGAAUUCAUGUAA
Molecule: messenger RNA, 753 nt
Organism: Penicillium maclennaniae
Lineage: Eukaryota; Fungi; Ascomycota; Eurotiomycetes; Eurotiales; Aspergillaceae
Exons: 2
Coding region: 1-753 (250 amino acids)
Source: RefSeq, a predicted model, not a curated record